Molecule: messenger RNA, 1842 nt
Organism: Entelurus aequoreus (snake pipefish)
Lineage: Eukaryota; Metazoa; Chordata; Actinopteri; Syngnathiformes; Syngnathidae
Gene: kcnj2a
Product: potassium inwardly rectifying channel subfamily J member 2a
Exons: 2
Coding region: 436-1722 (428 amino acids)
Biological process (GO): regulation of monoatomic ion transmembrane transport; potassium ion import across plasma membrane
Cellular component (GO): plasma membrane
Molecular function (GO): inward rectifier potassium channel activity
Source: RefSeq, a predicted model, not a curated record
UUUUUUUUUUUUAAAAUCAAACUCUCUUGUAGAAAUCAACCACAGCACAUCUUCUUCCUCUGUCGAGUUAGGGUUAUGGCACAAUUUACUGCACUAGACAGAAACCUAAGUCAGGGUACUACAACUACUACUAAUAAUAUUAAUAAUAGGAAUAACAGUGGAGCAGCCAGAACCAAACGCAGCAAGAGAGCGUGUGUUGCGUUUAUGGGACAUAAAAAAAUCAGGAAACAGCUAUUUGGCUGUGCAAGGACCAACAGCCCGCUGAUGAGGCUCCUGGCCAAGGAGUGACCUGCCCUCCCCCCUCAGGAUCCGGUCCUGGCCGCCUGUCCCCCCCCCCCCCGGGGAUCAUUUUCGAAACUGUUUCUCCAACGCUUCUACCAGAAACUGAGACUGUUUUCCAAGGCGGACGCCGCCCAGCCGCCCCGGGCGGAAGCCAUGGGGAGCGUGCGGAGCCACCGUUACAGCAUCGUGUCCUCCGAGGAGGAGGGCGGAGUGAAGCUGGCCAACAUGGUCGUCCCCAACGGCUGCGGCAACGGCAAGGCCGAGCGCCGGCGCCAGAGCCGCUUCGUGCGCAAGGACGGCCACUGCAACGUGCACUUUGUCAACAUGAGCGAGAAGGGCCAGCGCUACCUGGCGGACAUCUUCACCACCUGCGUGGACAUCCGCUGGCGAUGGAUGCUGCUCGUCUUCUGCCUCUCCUUCCUGAUCUCCUGGCUGUUCUUCGGCCUGGUCUUCUGGCUGGUGGCGCUCGGCUACGGCGACCUGGACGGCGACACGCAGAUGUGCGUCUCCAACGUGGACAGCUUCACCGCCGCCUUCUUGUUCUCCGUGGAGACGCAGACCACCAUCGGGUACGGAUACCGCUACGUGACGGAGGAGUGUCCCGUCGCCGUCUUCGUGGUGGUCUUCCAAAGCAUCGUGGGGUGCAUCAUCGACGCGUUCAUCAUCGGCGCCGUCAUGGCCAAGAUGGCCAAGCCCAAGAAGAGGAACGAGACGCUGGUGUUCAGUCACUACGCCACGGUGGCCAUGAGGGACGGGAAGCUGUGCCUCAUGUGGCGGGUGGGGAACCUGAGGAAGAGCCACCUGGUGGAGGCCCACGUCAGGGCGCAGCUCCUCAAGUCGAGGACGACGGCGGAGGGCGAGUUCAUCCCUCUGGACCAGGUGGACAUCGACGUGGGCUUCGACAGCGGCAUCGACAGAAUCUUCCUGGUGUCGCCCAUCACCAUCGUGCACGAGAUCGACGAGGACAGCCCCUUCUACGAGAUGGGCAAGCAGGAGCUGGAGACGUCCGAGUUCGAGAUCGUGGUCAUCCUGGAAGGCAUGGUGGAGGCCACCGCCAUGACCACGCAGUGUCGCAGCUCCUACGUGGCCAGCGAGAUCCUCUGGGGCCACCGCUUCGAGCCGGUGCUCUUCGAGGAGAAGAACUACUACAAGGUGGACUACUCGCGCUUCGACAACACCUACGAGGUGUCCGGCACGCCGCACUGCAGCGCCCGGGAGCUCGCCCGGAAGACCUCCGACGCCUCCAGCCUCAGGAACUCCUUUUGCUACGAGAACGAGGUGGCCCUGGAGAAAAUCGAGAUGGAGGAGGAAUCGCGGGAAGUGGAGAGCGGAACCGCGACGGGUGUCCCGGAGGGUCCGCCGCCGGCCUCGGACUCGGAACACACUCCGGACUCUUUGCCUUUGGAAUCAAGACCUUUGACUGCUGAAUCGGAAAUAUGAAAGAGUGCUUUCACACCCGGGCAUGCGAACCCCUUGCUGCCCGACUCAGCAAUAAUCCUAUAGCAGUUAACUUAACACACGUCUGUUUAUGUACGAUAUUACGAUGACGCAAUAGUCCAA